AUGAGUACAGAACAAGUUAACCGAUGGCAUUGCAAACAUGAGGGCUGUGAGAAGAGUUUUGCGAGAAAAGAGCAUCUGAAUCGGCAUGAACGCACUCAUUUACCGGCUGAACUGUUCAUAUGCAAUGUUUGUAAUCAGAAAUUCAAUCGAAGUGACAGUCUUCAUCGGCACCUGAUUAGACACGGAGAUGAGUUCAAACCCACUCCAUCAGGAAGAAGUAAAAAGGCGUGUGUCGCAUGUCACAAAGGAAAAAUCAAAUGUGAUGGAAAUCAACCAUGUUCGAAAUGUGCUUCGAAGGGCUCAGAAUGUAAAUAUGAGCAACAACCUAGUCAGAAUUCGUCCGGGAAACAAAGCGAAGAUGCUGUCACUACCCCGGAAUUCCCACCAUUUACCGUGAAGGGGAUCAUAGACUGGGCUUCCAUGAUGGUCCGGAAGCCGUCAGAAUCUCCCGCCAAGACAGAAUCGGACUUUGAAGAUGAAAAAUCUCAUCUUGUUCGACCGAGUGUAUCUGAUGAGGCAAAAGAAGAAUAUAUUGACAGUUACUUUCGGCAUUUUCACCAUCGAUGGCCGAUUAUUCAUCGACCGUCGUAUUUGGCUUCUGAUCACAGUCUACUUUUGUCAUGCGCCGUGACUAUGAUUGGUGCUUGGAGCUCUCAAGGUGGUGGAGCAAAAAUGUAUUCUAUCGUGAUGCAAGACUAUCUCGUGGCCCGAAUACCUGUGUUACUGCAAAAGCGACACUCCGGAGAACAAUUCCAAGGAACACUUCCGGCAGCUAUAUGUCAGACAGCUUUGUUAGUCAUAAUACAUAGUUUCACGACAGGAAUUGAGAGGCUAGUCUCCUCUUCAAUGCUCAUAUUAGCAAGCUUGGUCACCAUUCUUCACGAAACGGAAUUUUUCAACCCCGCCACAGUUUACAAAGAUGAAAAGCUGGGAUAUUUUCUUCCAAUGCACCAUGCUGCUCUAGGUGAAAGACAGAGACUUGCUCAAUAUCUGUUCAAGAUUGAUAAGUACUUCAGUAUUCUUCGCGGACACCGAGGAAUCAUUCCCCUGGACGCACUUCAUUUUCCACCACCCUCUUCGUAUGCGUUAUGGAAUGGUGAUGGCCUUGAUGUGUGGGAAAGUAGAGUGUUACUGGAACCGUCCUUUCGCGGAGAAAUAUCUAUGGCCGAAAUAUUCGGCAACUCAUUUCCAGAUCAAGGAUCUGACAGCCAACCAAUCUUGGUAGAAGAUGUCCAGAUGUAUAUGUGUGCCCUACAACCCAUGAUUUGGCAACUACACAAAGGGGCUGUACAAUCGAUCGCAAGUUCGUCUCUCAUUGAGUUGAAAACCCAGCUCGACGCUAUCAAGUACAAGCUCGGUCAGAUGGCUUCUCAACAACCGAAUUUGGCCAAUUUUGGAGAAGAAGAACAUCUACUAUAUCGUUAUUAUUUUGGAUACGAAGACCAAAAUAAGGAAGGCUGGCAGCGAGCGCCCAUAAUGAGAGCCAAAACCCUGAUAUUUGAUGCGUUGUCCUUUUAUCACGUCCUCGCUAUAAAUCUUUAUUCGAAUGUUCCUAAGAUCAGGCAGCUGGCAAAAGAUUUGAACUUGGAUAACAAAGCACUUAAUGACAGACAUCGGAAAGCGCAAGAUUCUUGCAGAACCUUCGUCAGUACUUGGGCCAAGACUCAAAACGCCGAAGCAGCUCUCCAUCACGCCAACCAAAUCCUGAGUCUUCACAAAUGUCUCACGCUUGAACUCGACUUUGAACAGAAGGGGCUUGAUGCCAUUACUUAUGGUGGACUCCAAAUUGCGAUGAUCGUUGUAUGGGCGUACUGCAUGUUCAGUGAUAAACCUUGCGCCCGUUGCGAUGGCACCGAAGCAUGCAUCUUGAACAAAGUGUAUGCUGAGAUCGAUGGUCUUCAAGUUUGUCUGUGUAACACCAAUGAAUUGGUCGAAAAGUUUCGAGCGUUCUUGCCAGAUCGCUGGAAUUUACCCGAGACAACCAUAUGA
Glarea lozoyensis ATCC 20868 is the source of this 1989-nucleotide messenger RNA. Its product is annotated as C2H2 and C2HC zinc finger. The coding region runs from base 1 to 1989 and encodes 662 amino acids. Gene Ontology annotation, cellular component: chromatin. The record is from RefSeq and is a predicted model, not a curated record. Gene Ontology annotation, biological process: DNA-templated transcription; regulation of transcription by RNA polymerase II. NCBI's taxonomy places the organism in Eukaryota, Fungi, Ascomycota, Leotiomycetes, Helotiales, Helotiaceae. Gene Ontology annotation, molecular function: DNA-binding transcription factor activity, RNA polymerase II-specific; zinc ion binding; RNA polymerase II cis-regulatory region sequence-specific DNA binding. The transcript has 6 exons.